Molecule: messenger RNA, 600 nt
Organism: Lathyrus oleraceus (garden pea)
Lineage: Eukaryota; Viridiplantae; Streptophyta; Magnoliopsida; Fabales; Fabaceae
Exons: 2
Coding region: 1-600 (199 amino acids)
Source: RefSeq, a predicted model, not a curated record
AUGGUAGAACAACCACCGUUAGAUAAUAUUGACAACAAUGUAGAACAAUCACCUAGAGAUGAUAUUGACAAUGGUGAAAACGUGAUAGAACAACCACAUAUAAAUAAUACUAACAACACAAAUAGUCAUAAUUUUGAUCAAGAACUAAAAGAUAAUAUUUUAAAAAUAGGAGUAGACAAGAAUGUUGAGCAUAAUAACACUUCUAGUGAAGCACCUACAAAUAUUUAUGACCCAGGACUAUGGAAAAAUAUUGAUGGAAAAUUUAAAGAUUUAAUGAUAGAAAAGGGUCCUAUCAGACAUGACAAUUUUCAAUAUCCAAAAGAUGAAAAUAAUAGAUAUUUUUAUUCAUCAUGUUAUCAACGAACAUUGUCAAAUGGAGAAAAACAUGAUAGAAAAUGGCUACUUUAUUCUAAAUAUUUAGACAAAAUUCAACCAGCAAAUGAAGGGACUAAAGAUUGGAAGAGUCUUGGAUCCAAGGUUAAGAGUCAUGAAACAAAUCGUGAACAUAUAAUUAAUAUGACCAAGUGGAUUGAACUAGAAAAGAGAUUGAGAACAAAACAAACAAUUGAUAAGCAUUUACAAGAACAAAUUAACAAAUAA